Messenger RNA from Meleagris gallopavo (turkey), 585 nucleotides. The record is from RefSeq and is a predicted model, not a curated record. NCBI's taxonomy places the organism in Eukaryota, Metazoa, Chordata, Aves, Galliformes, Phasianidae.
AUGCCAGAGAAAGCAGCAGAGGACACCUCCAGCAUCCUGCGGUCGCCCAUGCCUGGAGCAGUGGUGGCUGUUUCUGUCAAGCCCGGGGACAUGGUAAGAGAUGGGAUCUAUGUGUCUGCGUUUUUGCUAUAUAUUCUGCACAACUUUCUCCGUGGUGCAGCUGAAACUGCAGGGCACCAGCUGACAGAUCAUGAAAGAAGGGAACUACUGGCAACAGCAGCUUCUUUGUAUGUGGCUGAACAACUGAGAUCGCAGCGAUUUCUAGGGACACCAAGAAUUCUUAUUGCUAAAUCAAAGAGAAGUAGCUGGGAGCUCUCUGUGCAUCUAGGGGAUGGGAUUUACCCUCUUGCAGUUUCAAAGGAUGGCUCAUCAUUUUCUGUGGAAGUUGAUGGGAUGAAACUAAACGUGACCAGCGAGUGGAACCUGGCUCUACCCUUGUUGUCUGUCACCAUCGAUGGCACUCAGAGGACUGUACAGAGGCUUUCUCGGGAUGCAUCUGGAAAGACAAGCAUUCAAUUUCUAGGCACAGUGGUAAGUACAGAUAACUAUUGUCAAGAGUUAUGUUGGUAGAGUAUCAUGUAAACA